AUGGCAGCAAUCAAUGGUGACGCCAACCCCACCACCAAUGGACAUUCCUCGAUUCCCCCAGUCACCAGAAUCUUUUCCAACUUCACAGCUAAUGCCGAUACGAACUUGUUGACCGACCAGAUCCGAGCAAGUCUCAAGGAGUACAUCAUCGACUAUAUUGGCGUCACCCUCGCCGCGAGCCAUAGCUCUGAUUCCACAGUCUCAAUAUGCAAUGCUGUCCAAGCCUUGGGUGGACAAAAGGGUGCUUGCACUGUCCUGGGCAAAGGGAAAACCUUUACGCCACAGUUUGCCGGCUUGCUAAACGCAGCCCUGGGCCAUUCCCUCGAUUUUGACGACACUUAUGCUCCUGGUACGCUUCAUGCCGGUGUCACCUCGAUAGCCGCCGGUCUGACUCAAGCUGAAAUCUUGGGUGCAUCGGUCGACAUUGAUCAUUUUCUCUUGGCCGUUGCUGUAGGCUACGAGGUGACAUGUCGCUUGGGCAGGGAGUUGGGCAAUGAAGCCUAUGCCCGAGGCUUCCACAAUACUGCGACGGCCGGCAUCUUUGGUGCUGUCGCCACCAUUUCAGUCUUGAAGAAUCUUUCCGCCGACGUGAUUGAGAAUGCAUUUGGCCUCGCCGGAUCCAAGGCUGCGGGCUCCAUGCAAUACCUCGAAAACGGUAGCUGGAACAAGCGACUGCAUCCGGGCUUUGCAGUUCACGAUGCCUUUCUCUGUGUAGCACUGGCCGAGGCCGGUGUCAUCGGUGCGGCCAGCAUCAUUGAGGGCACAUUUGGUUUCUUGCACGGCUACAGCCCCAAAGAGAACAAAGACCUGGACUACUUGACCAGUGAUCUAGGCCAUCGAUGGGAGUUCCUUCUCACUUCGCUAAAACCUUUCCCGGCAUGUCGAAUGACUCAUGGCUUCAUUGAACAUGCCGCCAAACUGGGCCACGACAAGAAGAAAGUGGCCAUUGACCAGGUCCGCGCCAUCGUCCUGUCCUUGAGUCCGAACAAUGUCAGCGUGGUAGGUGCCCCUACCCCGAACAAGAUUCACCCCGAGAACAUGGUCGAUGCGCAGUUCUCUGCCUAUUUCACUACCGCCAACAGCUACCUCUAUGGAUCCGACAACGGAGUUCGAUGUUAUGAGCAGGAUCGACUCCACGACUCGGGUAUUCGUCAACUUUCAGACAAGAUCAGUGUCGUGCCAGACACGUCUCUGAAACAAUUCGGCUCCAAACUGAAGAUUGAGUACGAGGACGGGACCUCAGAUGAAGUCCUGAUUCCAUUCCCACUCGGCGAAUCACAGCAUCCGUUUACAAGAGAUCAAGUCAAUGACAAGUUCUUCAGCUUGGUUAAUCCUGUCGUAGGUGAGGCCAGGGCCAAGGAGGUCUUGGAUAUGGUGGACAACAUCGAAAACCACACCGUCACUCAAUUACUUCAGCUUGUGGCUUAAGUGUGGUCCACAGGGAUGUCGGCAGUCUUUCUGGCUUCCACAGCACUUUGUGCAAAAAGACAUACCUCACGUGCAGGUGCAUCUUCUUCAAUGUUGUAAUGGUAGCCUGUUAACACGGAUCCGGUCUAGACGUCCUGAUCGUACCGUGAUACCUGAAU
Molecule: messenger RNA, 1586 nt
Organism: Exophiala mesophila
Lineage: Eukaryota; Fungi; Ascomycota; Eurotiomycetes; Chaetothyriales; Herpotrichiellaceae
Exons: 1
Coding region: 1-1428 (475 amino acids)
Molecular function (GO): lyase activity
Source: RefSeq, a predicted model, not a curated record